AUGGCUGCCGGCGGCGGAGGCGGCAUAGGCGCAGCCAAGAGCACCACCAAAGGCAAGGACAGAAACAAGAAACAAAACCAAACCCACAACAACAACAACAAGCCCCUCAAUCAACACCACCUCGGCAACCUCGUAACCGCCGCCACGUCACUGGCCCACUCCUUCCUCUCCCAGAACGACCUCCUCCUCCUUCCCGCCCAAACCCUAACCCUAGAAUCCCUCCUUUCAUCCGCCUCCACCUCCCUUUCCACCCUCCUCUGCUUCCCCAACCCACCACCGCAACCACCAUUACGCCCUCCGCCGACGCCGCUAGAAUGCUGGUUCAGCCGCUUUCUCUCCGCCACCGCCGCCGGCGGAGACUUCGACUCCCACUGGUCCCAGACGUUCCGCAUGUCUGAACACUCCUUCUCCGUCCUCCUCUCCCUGCUCUCCCCAUUUCUCAAGUCCACAGUCCCUUCAAUCCCGCCCAAUUUCGUCCUCGCCGCCGCAAUUUACCGCUUGGCCCACGGCGCGAGCUACAAGGCUGUGGGAAGGCGGUUCGGGCUCGACUCCGUGGAGGCCUGCCGCGCAUUUUACGCCGUAUGUAAGGCGGUGAACGAUCAAUUGGGGAACUUGUUCGAAUUCCGGUCAGAUAUAUCCCGGGUAUCGGCGGCGUUCAGGUGGAUUUCGCUGCCUAAUUGCUGUGGGGUUUUAGGGUUUUCGAGAUUUGGGGUUGGUGGUGAAGUGCUGGGGGCAAAUGGGUCAUUGUUGGUUCAGGCAGUGGUGGACUCUGAGGGGAGGUUCCUCGAUGUCUCCGCCGGGUGGCCAAGCACCAUGAAACCCGAAUCGAUUUUCCGGCAGAGUAAGCUGUAUUUGGGUGUGGAGGAGUCCAGGGACUUGCUCAAUGGUCCUGCUUUUGAGCUUGGGAAUGGGAAUUCCAUUCCUCAGUACAUAUUGGGGGACUCUUGCUUCCCUCUAUUGCCAUGGCUUCUAACACCUUAUGUAAGGUCGGACGAGGCGGAUAGCUUCAGUUCGAUGGAGAAGGCGUUCAAUUUGGUGCAUACUCGCGCAAUGGGGUUGGUUGGCACGGCAUUUGGGAGAGUUCGGUCUCGGUGGCAGCUCCUGGCUAGGCAGUGGAAGGAAGAGUGUGUGGAGUUUCUGCCUUUUGUGGUUGUUACAGGGUGUCUGCUGCAUAACUUUCUGAUCAAGUGUAGCGAGCCGAUGCCAGAUGACAAUGUGAAAGGCUUAAAGGAGGAGGAGCUUCCUGUUUUCGAUGGACAAGUGAACGAGAGUGGCGAGCGGAUGAGGGAUGUACUCGCCAUGCACUUGAGCCGGGUAAGCCUCAGAAGAUGA
Messenger RNA from Pyrus x bretschneideri (Chinese white pear), 1332 nucleotides. RefSeq names its product protein ALP1-like. The record is from RefSeq and is a predicted model, not a curated record. The transcript has a single exon. NCBI's taxonomy places the organism in Eukaryota, Viridiplantae, Streptophyta, Magnoliopsida, Rosales, Rosaceae. Bases 1 to 1332 code for a protein of 443 amino acids.